GCGCCGCCCCUCUCCUGGAGUAUUUUUUUGUAGACAAUUUAGCAAUUGAGGCAUUUUAUUGUGUUAAUUUGUUAUUUCCUUCGCAAGAACGCGCGCCUGAAAACAUGGCAAGUCAUCAGACGCAAGGUAUCCAACAAUUAUUGGCUGCUGAAAAAAGGGCCGCUGAGAAAGUGGCCGAAGCCCGUAAACGCAAAGUAAAGAGGAUCAAACAAGCAAGAGAUGAGGCUCAAGCAGAAAUAGAGGUUUAUAGAGCUGAAAGAGAACGUCAGUUCCGGGAAUACGAGGCAAAGUAUAUGGGCUCGAAAGAAGAUAUCGCUGCGAAAAUCGACAAGGAGACCGAAGUCUUUCUCCAAAAUUUGGAGAAAAUGGUGAUUGAUAACAAGGAAAAGGUUAUCGAAGAAUUAAUCGAACUUGCAGUAGACGUUAAACCGGAAGUUCACCGAAAUUACUUCAUAAUGAAAAGCUUCAACAAAAUAUAGAUAUGGGUCUGCGACGCAAUUAGAUUCAAUUUAACUAGAAGUAGAAGAAUUUAGUAUAGAAAAGCUCUUGUUUUGUCUUUAUUAAUUAUAAUUGUACUAUAAUAAAACGUAAGACAGUAGUGUAUGUACAAAACAUCGGUAUCACUUAAAAUUGGUCAAAAAUAUUACAUAAAAAUUUUUUUCAUUAAAAGAUACAUAUGCUGAUCCACUUCGAAACUGUGCAAGUUGUUGGCAUCUCCUUGAAGUCGCAUCAGUAGACCUCCAAACGAUACGUAGGCAGCCCUGAAAAAGAUGAAAAGAUGUACCUAACAUAUAUUGUUGAUUGUAUUAAAAAUGUUUGUGUUAAGAGUUUUGUCAAUAUUAAACUCCCUUGACAAAAUAUUUGCGUGACGGUACCACAGGUAUGGUCAAUCAAGAUUUCACAUUCAUUUAUGAAUUUAGAGGAACCGUGUUUACAGACGCGUACGGUUACAAAUUCUGAAAAUACAAAAAUUUACUCUAACAUUCAAUAUGUUAUUUAUCUCGAACGAUAUAUUAGGCAUUUACGGGCAAUCUGAAGUUCAAUUUUAUUUUAUUAUUUAUAAUUUAUGUUAAAUGGUUUGCAAAAUAUUAACUUUAGUAACCCC
This is a messenger RNA of Cylas formicarius (sweet potato weevil), 1105 nucleotides long. RefSeq names its product V-type proton ATPase subunit G-like. Lineage: Eukaryota; Metazoa; Arthropoda; Insecta; Coleoptera; Brentidae. The transcript has 3 exons. The record is from RefSeq and is a predicted model, not a curated record. Gene Ontology annotation, biological process: proton transmembrane transport. Gene Ontology annotation, molecular function: proton-transporting ATPase activity, rotational mechanism. Bases 105 to 479 code for a protein of 124 amino acids. Gene Ontology annotation, cellular component: vacuolar proton-transporting V-type ATPase complex.